Messenger RNA from Monomorium pharaonis (pharaoh ant), 8382 nucleotides. RefSeq names its product protein MON2 homolog (gene mon2). The record is from RefSeq and is a predicted model, not a curated record. Lineage: Eukaryota; Metazoa; Arthropoda; Insecta; Hymenoptera; Formicidae. The transcript has 15 exons. Bases 546 to 5510 code for a protein of 1654 amino acids.
UGGCGACUUUAUGCUGAAAACUGAUUGGUUCAUCGGUCUUAUGCUAUGCUUAUGCAGCUUAUGUCAUUUCGUGUGUGAUAGCCCAAAGUUUCGCCGCGCGGUUGCAUACUGUUGCAUACGUGGUUAAUAAGGAUUUGUGUCAAUCGUGUCAAAUUGUGUAUGUCAAUUGUGUAAUUGCAACUAGGAGAUUUUUGGCUUCUAGUUGCUCCUAGGUAUAAUUGUAUGAAUUUUACGCGCACAAGUGAAAAUUGACAGCUAAUGAAAGAGUGAUACGAACGUUUUAUGAAAUUCAUGGUAGCUUGUGGUAGCUUAUUCGAUGUAAUCUACGAGCGCAACUCUAUUUUGAGAGAACGAUUUUGAUGGACCAUCGCCGUCUAUCUGCUGUCGCCGACAAUCGUGCUGGCCAAAGUUUCUCAACUUAACCACUGUCUGACAGUCAAAAGUUGUGGCGCCUAGCCUUUUGGCCUGAUACCAAAUUAUGUUCCUGGUCUCAGAAGCUGUGCCGCCAAUCUAAGAAAACGCACGCAACGGUGGCGAAAUCAACGAUGGCGAUAUCAACGAGUGCCGUCGCUACCGCCGCCGUCGCUGUCGGCAGCAAUCCGGAGAACACUUCCAAGUUUCUGGAGGUCCUACAGUCGGAUCUUAAGGUACUCGCUUCAGAGACCAAGAAAAAAUAUCCGCAGAUCAAGGAGUCAUGCGAAGAAGGAAUUGUAAAGUUGAGAACAGCCUCGAACAAUCCAGGAACCCCAAUAUAUUAUAUUGUAAAUCAAAUACUUUAUCCUCUGGUUCAAGGUUGCGAAAGUAAGGAUAUAAAAAUCAUCAAGUUUUGUUUAAGCAUGAUGCAGAGGCUAAUAACGCAGCAAGCGAUUGAUCAGAAAGGUGCUCGAUAUAUUACGGAUACUUUGUGGUUAUUAAUGGAAUCAGGUACGGAGGAAGUUAAAGUUUUGCAGACUGUAACGCUAUUGCUUACAAGUAAUGCCGUGGUGCACGGAGAUACCUUGGCAAGAAACUUAGUGCUUUGUUUUCGAUUACAUUUUACAAAAGAUUGCACAACGAUAAAUACAGCCGGUGCUACUGUAAGACAGCUGGUGUCUUUAGUGUUUGAAAGAGUAGUCGCCGAGGAUGAGCAAAGCCCGGAUCAACCAAAGACCGAUGAAGUCAAUUUAGAGGAAUUGAAAAUGCCAACGAAUCAAGCACCUAAAGGUCUCGGCCCUUGCGCUGCAGAUGCAUAUUUGAUGUUUCAGGAUCUAGUACAAUUAGUUAAUGCCGAUCAACCAUACUGGCUAAUAGGUAUUACUGAAAUGACUAGAACUUUUGGUUUGGAACUACUAGAAUCGGUUUUAACAAACUUUUCAUCAGUUUUUUUUAAGCACGCAGAGUUUAACUUCUUAUUAAAAGAGAGAGUGUGUGCACUUGUGAUAAAACUGUUUUCGCCUAAUAUCAAGUAUCGCAAUUCAGUACCAGCAUCUUUGCAACAGGCUACACCAUUAGAUAAACCUUACUUUCCUAUUAGUAUGAGACUAUUGCGAGUUGUGUCAAUUUUGAUACAGAAAUACCAUUGCUUAUUGGUGACGGAAUGUGAAAUAUUCUUAUCCUUAAUUGUGAAGUUUCUCGAUCCUGACAAGCCUACUUGGCAGAGAGCUUUAGCAUUGGAAGUUUUGCACAAAAUGACAGUUCAAGCAGAUUUGUUGACAAACUUCUGUAAAUGUUAUGAUUUGAAGCCACAUGCUACAAAUAUUUUUCAAGAUAUUGUCAAUAGCUUAGGUGCAUAUGUGCAUAGUCUUUUUGUAAAUCCGCAAAUAAUGAGUCAAACAGCAAGUACAACUAUGCCUCAAAGUACGGGUUCACCAUUGUUUACUGGAAUGCCUAUUGGGCCUGGCGUAUCACCCCAACCUGGGUUUUAUUCGCGCGGUAUUUGGUUACCAGUAGUAGCAACGUUUACAAGCGGACAAGCUAAGCCAACUUAUUUAGAGAUGUUGGACAAAGUUGAACCACCGCAAAUACCGAUCGGUUAUGGAAUUAGUAUAGCCUAUGCGUGUUUAUUGGACAUUAUAAGAUCAAUUGCACAGGCCAUAAACGGAUCGAAAGACGAUAAUAGCGAAAAUCAAGUCUAUCAGCCGAGUGAAUCCGAACGAAAGCUUCACACACAAUUAAUAAACUCUAGCUGGUGCGGUCUAUUGGCGGCUCUUAGUCCUUUAAUAGAUGCCAGCACGGACGAAUCGGCUACGGAAAAUGUUUUGAAAGCAAUUCAAAUUUUCGCGUCUCUUUGUGGCCAAUUGGAUUUGCAAGCGCCACGCGAUGCCUUCAUUACUGCAAUAUGUAAAGCAUCUUUACCGCCUAAUUAUGCCUUGACUGUAUUGUAUAAUGCACCUCAAGGUAUUCCAACUGCAAGACAGCAAGAUUCGACUCAAUAUAAUUUAACGAUGGGUGAGCCCGAUUAUAGGCAACAAGUAGUAGCCGUAGGUACGCCACUACCAACGGCAUCUUUACCCAUUGGUGCUCAUCAAGGUCCUGUUAUGUUAACCGCGAAAAAUCUGCAAUGUAUGCGUGCGCUGUUAUCGAUGGCUCAUUGCCACGGUAGCAUACUUGGUAGCGCAUGGCACUUGGUACUUACUACUCUCCAACAUCUUGUUUGGAUACUUGGUCUAAAACCUUCUACUGGUGGAUCGUUGAAAGCUGGAAGAACUGCAGCUGAUCCAAAUGCUGUGCUAACAAACGCAGUUAUGGCAGAUUUACCUGUUCUCAGCGCUAUGCUCAGCAGGUUAUUUGAGAGUAGUCAACAUCUUGAUGAUGUUGCCUUGCAUCAUUUGAUAGACGCUCUGUGCAAAUUGAGUCACGAGGCAAUGGAGCUGGCCUAUUCUAAUCGUGAACCUUCCCUGUUUGCUGUUGCUAAACUUCUGGAAACAGGCUUAGUGAACUUGCCACGAGUGGAGGUGCUCUGGCGACCAUUAACAAAUCACUUGUUGGAAGUUUGUCAGCAUCCGCAUAUUCGCAUGAGAGAAUGGGGCGUGGAAGCGAUCACAUAUCUUGUCAAGACGGCUCUUCAGCAUAAAUAUCCGCAACCACUUCGCGAUAAUCAGAAGUUGCAAACAUUAUUGCUAGGACCAUUGUCUGAAUUGUCAUCUGUACGACAUGGAGAUGUUAGACAGCGACAGUUAGAAUGUGUCCUGCAAGUACUUCAUGGUGCUGGGGAGACGCUGUAUCACGGUUGGCCUUUAGUACUUGGCAUUAUAGGAGCAGUUUCUGACCAUCAUGGGGAAGCUUUAGUACGCAUAGCUUUCCAAUGUUUACAAUUGGUUGUAACCGACUUUCUACCAGUGAUGCCUUGGCGAUGUCUUCCGUUAUGCGUUGAUACAGCUGCUAAAUUUGGAUCGCAGACACAGGAAUUAAACAUCUCGCUUACAGCUGUCGGUUUAAUGUGGAAUAUAAGCGACUAUUUCUAUCAGAAUCAAGAGAAAUUGUGCGUUUGCUUGCGUGGGGAUUCAUCGUCGGUAUUUCCUGAUUUUCCUGGUACAACAAAUAUGCCACCAUUUGAUAAACUUUGGAUGUGUUUGUAUGCAAGACUAGGCGAUCUGUGCGUUGAUUCGCGACCCGCUGUACGCAAAUCAGCAAGUCAAACUCUUUUCUCCACCAUAUCCGCGCACGGUAGUCUUCUGCAUCAGCCCACGUGGCAAGCUGUGCUCUGGCAAGUAUUGUUCCCAUUGUUGGACAAAGUAAGAAGUUUAUCGAAUUCGGCAAGUAGCGAAAAGGUCGACACUAGUGGGAAUAUACUUAUUCAUCAUAGCAGGAAUACAGCACAAAAGCAAUGGGCGGAGACGCAGGUUUUAACGUUAAGUGGCGUAGCCAGAGUAUUUAAUACAAAACGUCAACUAUUGCAAAUGCUAGGGGAUUUCCCUAGAGCGUGGUCAUUACUUCUUGAAUUUAUUGAGAAUUCCGCGCUUAGUAAAAACAAUGAGGUGUCAUUAGCGGCACUGAAGUCAUUUCAAGAGAUACUCUUUCAGCCGAAGGGAAACGACAACAUCGAAAUGAUUCAGUUGAACGAUUCGGAAGGCUUGUGGAUGGUAACAUGGCGCGUGUGGCUCAAUAUUGGAAUGGAAAGCACCGCACCACCGCAAGAAAGCGAUACCGAUCCUUAUGUACCGUCCCAAGCAUUCCUUACUGCGCUGAUGCAUAUAUUUCCCGGUGUUUUCCAACAUAUUAGAAACAAGUUUACCGGUCCCGAACUGCAAAAAUUGUGUAUUGUACUGAAGAAUGCAGUGGCCGUUCCAGUGCAUGGUGAAUCAACACCGUACAUCUUGCCAUCGGUGCCCGAUGUAGUUCUAACUCAUUUGCAAGACGAAGUACUGCAUUCUAUGGAGCUCCUGCAAAAAGAAGCGUUAAACAGUCCGGAUAAUUUGCGCACAAUGAUUGUAUUAAUAUUUCUUCAGUUAUUGAGUUUUUCGAAACUGGCGUGCGAAGCCCCAACCUAUGGUAAAUUAUCUACAAAACACAUCUCUCAGGUCAGAGGCGUAUCUACUGAUUGGGUUACGAUGAACUACGUUCCAUUCGGUGAGAAGGCCCUGUCGAUGGUCGUGAGCUUGUAUCAGAAAACGGCGCACGAGGUGGCCGUGAUCGACGGCCAAGUAUUGAAGCACAUUGUGGAGGCACUGCACGUCCCCUUAGCCAUGAAAUACGUGUGCCCAUCAGCGACUACGUGGAAAUUAGCCGUGACUAGUCUUCUGGCUGUUUUGCAUACCGGGCUGCCACUCGCCAGAAAAUAUCCCGAGCAGUUUCAGAGUAUGUGGCUCGAACUUGCAAGUACGCUGGACGAUUUCUUGUUUCCUAAAAGUGCACUAAAUGUAGAACGAGGGGUGGAAGAGAUUCAGGCUGAUGAGGCAGUAGAUUGUCAGGUUAUGGAACUAUUGAGGGAUGAAGUAUUGCCACAUUCUCAGUAUAUACCUCAUCAAUUUAUACUUAGAGUCGUUAUGCUUUUAAAUAAAGGUUCCAUACAUUCAGCCACCACAGCAAAUAUCGAAAAUGGAGCAGAGACAAAGUUACGAGAAGAAUUUGCAAAAACUUGCUUCGAGACUUUGUUGCAAUUUUCUUUAUUAGAUGGAUUGAAUAAUGACGCAGAAAAUAGUCCUAAAAAAAAUUCGAAAAGUGAUGAGGGUGGAAUUGCUGGACGCUUAGCAGUUACGGCUCUUUUACAUAGAUUUCAAGAAGUCCUACGGCGAUAUAUUGAAAGUGAGAGACGAAGUGGAAAGUGCCCUUUACCUAGGUACAGGUUGUCGGAGAUAUCGUUUGUUUUGAAAGCCGUUGCUACUCUUGUAAUAUCGCUUAAGAAAGCGCCUCCCAAUAAAGUUGAAAGAUCAGUAUGGGAACAGUUGAUCGGAUUAUAUCCAUGCCUAGUGGAAUGCACGAUCGCGACUACUUCUGGUCAAGUGUCUAGGUCCUUGCGAGAAGCUUUGUUACAAUAUCACGAUUUAUUGCGGGCACCAGUUUACAACACUCCAACUCCCAAUGGCGUUUGACCAAUAUAUUCUUUUUUUUUUCAUUGAGAGUGGAUUUAUACUAAUAAUUGAAAUACAGGGUGAGUAAAUUUGCUUGUAUGAUGUUUUAACGCGUUAUAAGAUAAAUAUGUAAAUAACGAUUUUCCAGUUUAAUGUAGAAGAAUAAUUUGCUGCAUAAUUAUGCUCGCAAUAGUAGAGUAAAUAUUAUGUUAAAGAAGACUUGUUAGCGUAAUUUUAAUAUAGUCGCAUACAGUCGAUGUAAUCUUCUAGAUUGCUGCGAAUUUAUUCUGUUUAUAUGUCGAUAUACAUAUUAUUUUUAUGACAAAUUGCAGUACAAUAAUCAAAAUGUGAAUAGAAUUUUUAGAUUGAUGCUUUCAUUAUGAAAAUUUUAUAAAUUUGCAUAAUUUUUGACGUUUUCAAUUUCAUAAUUAUGUCAGGAAGAACAAAGAAAGAUUUCUUAACGAAAACUAUUUAGCGCAGUAGCAAUGCGAGAAAUUUUUAUUGCAUUGUUAUGUCGAUUAAAUUAAAUUUGAAAUAAUUAUAAAGUAAUGAAAUAACAAAUUAGAAUUUGAAAUGUUUUCUAUUUAAGAUACAUAAAAUUGCGAAAGAGGAUUUAUUAAUUGAUAAAUAUUAUCUAGAAAAUGUAAGAAUUAUGUGUUCUAAUAGCGCAGUAGUUUGUUAUUAUUGUUCCAAGUAUGCGGGAAGAAUGCAUGUAUCUGUAUAUAUCUGAAGGAAAAUGUACAAGACAACUUUUUUAACCGAUAUUAUAAAUAUAUUGUGCGCGCGCGCACGCAUAAAACACACACACACGCAGGAUGUUUGAAAAUUUUUAACAGCGCUUGCAUAGUUGUAGAACAAACUAAACUGAAUGGAAAAGACCUUUACUAUCUCGCGGUUUUCACAAAAGUUGAAGAGUUAUUAAUUUAUAAAGAUAGCCGAAUUUGCCCGAUCUACCGCCAAAUGCAAGUGUAAUAGCAAUUAAGUAGAGGUAAGAGCCAAUCACUUUCAAUUGCUACUUAAUCGCUCAGUGAAUGAUUGCGCAUCUAGAUUUUUCGAUUCCAUGUGUACAGCUCUUAUAAUUAUUGUCGGAAAAUAGCAAAAUACGGUCAAUGUACGGCUAUAAUGGAAACACGAGCGCGGUGAAAAACAAGACGAUCGUUGCGCGUGAGAGGAGAUAUUCGCGCCGUCGUCGCUUGCCGUAAGUCGACCCGUUACGAGGCGAGGCGAGCAUAAACAAAAUUUAUUGCUAUUCGCAACCAUGGUGUAAGACACUGUAAGAAGAUAAGAUGUUUUAUUGCGCAUCAAAUAUUGAGUAGCCAAAAGUAUUGCGGCUCAAAUAUUGAGUAGCCAAAAGUGUUGCCCAAAAUGUAGCGUCACUUCGAUUGAUACUAUUGGGAGAUGGCUGGAAGACAUAUUGCUUUUUACAUUUUGGGCAAAUUUCUGAUUGGUCGAUACUGCGCAUCUCGGGAAUGAAACACCUUAUUGCACUGCUGCACUGGUGCAAUAAGUUAGAAUAAGUCAAAUAUAUUUUUUUUUCAUUCUAACUUAUUGCACUAGUGCAGCAUAAAGACCUAUAAUCAAAGAUGCGCCAAUGGCCCCCCACCGUGACUUGUCCGCCAUCUUGUACCCAUACUGGUGACUGGAUGGGGGCUGGGGGGCUGGAAUCUGGAGUAGUGGAGAUAGUAAAAGUAAACAAUGCGAGCCUGCUCCAAGUUCUACGCAACCAUAUAGCAGCUGCAAAUUUAAUUUUUCUUGUUCUUUCUGAGUAUCGUCAAAAUAUAGUGACUCUCGAGAGUGCAGAGAUUGAAUUACCUUAUAAUUUCUGACACAUUCCUUUAACUUAUAUUGCUCAGCACAAAGCACUCUCCCCUCUUCCUUGCCCAGCGUGGGUACGCAAUGGCGGAUAAACCACGUGACUCAAGUGACCAAUCAAAAUUGUGUUCGCCAUUGGCGAAUCUUUUAUUAUAGGUCUUUAGUGCAGCAGUGCAGGAAUAAAAAACAAACCUUUUAUCUUCUUACAUCAUGUUCGCAACGCUGCUUGUAGCAGUCGCCAAUGGGGAUUAAGAAUGUUCGACGAUAGCUUAAAUAACUAAAAUUUACACUUUUUUAGACUUUUAGACUUUUAAACUGUACUACAUAAAUUCCAAGCUAAAAAAAUAUUAAAAGUUGAUUGAAAGCUUCCAAAGAAUUACUUCAUAAUAUUUUUAAUGAUAAACUAGAAUUUUAAUCAAUAAAAGCGAAUAAUUAAAAGUCUGCCACUUCCGAUUUUUUCUUGCAAUUUUCCAACUUUAUCGAUUAAAUAAGUAAGAUUAAUAUUUUUGGCCACAUUUUUUAUACUUGUAGACUAUUUAACAGCUUCUAGAGAAAUGUCAUAUUAAUUUAAUUGAUAUACUUGAAUUUUAAAUAAAUAAAAGCGAAUAAUUCGUGAACAAUUAGUUGUUUCCUAAUUGUUUUGGCAAUUUUGCAUGUUGUAAUAAAUUCCACAAAUUGUUAAAUCUGUUCGUAAAAAUUUCUACUUAUAUUUUAUGAAUAUUAUAUUUUGUGUACGUUUACGAUUUGUGACAAUAUAAUUGUCAAUAAUGUGUAAAAAGUUUUGGUGUGGCAACAUAAUUUUUUUUUUCUUAUCCGGAUUGUCGUUUUGUGUAAAUGUACGUAGUAUUAAAUGGCGAAUAUUUUAGUUUAAUUUAUUGAUGUGAUUCAUAUGUAUUUGGUUUUUAUGACUAGAAAUGUAGCUAACUUCUGUAUCAUGAAAAUAAUUAAAGUACAUUGUCAUUUUAUUGUAGUAUAUGGAAAAUUUUAAAUUCUUUUCAAUAUUAUAAUAAUAUAAUACGUGAAAAAAUGAACACCUAAAUUUGAAUGCCAAUGUUAAUCAAUGAUUAUUUAUCAAUCCAAA